Messenger RNA from Lotus japonicus, 623 nucleotides. RefSeq names its product protein CYSTEINE-RICH TRANSMEMBRANE MODULE 9-like. The record is from RefSeq and is a predicted model, not a curated record. The transcript is spliced from 3 exons. Lineage: Eukaryota; Viridiplantae; Streptophyta; Magnoliopsida; Fabales; Fabaceae. Gene Ontology annotation, cellular component: plasma membrane. Bases 190 to 420 code for a protein of 76 amino acids.
CCAAGUUCACUUUAAUUUGUUCUGUUUCUCACCUAAAACGCGCUAUACUUUUACUUAUUUGGCAACUGAAAAGCCACCAUGACUGCCCCAACUAUCUAUUUAUAUACUUAACCUUCUUCACUUCUUCCCAAUAUCUCAGUUAAUUACACAUAUAUUCUCUUGUCAAGAGCAACCUCGAUCAUCAUAAGAAUGAGCCAACCAAUCAAUCAACAACAAACCCCUGUGACUGCAUAUCCAGCUGUGGGUCAGAGCAAUCCUCCAUCUUCUUAUCUUAAUACUAUACCACCACCUGUGGGCUAUCCCACCAACGAUGGUCCCCAACAAAGUGUUCCAGUGAAAACCACUAGCAGGGGUGAUGGGUUCUGGAAAGGAUGUUGUGCUGGAUUAUGUUGUUGCUGUGCCCUGGAUUGCUGCCUGUGAUUGAUUGAGUAUCACUACAACAUGUGUGUGGGUCUUUGUUCUCUAUCUUUUGUUUACCCUUUUCCUUUUGCACACUAUUUUUGUACCUUGUCCAAUAAGGAAUUAAUAAUCCAUCCAUUCUACAGAAUUUGUAUCUUGCAACUCACCUGUGUUUUGGUGAAAUAAAAUUAAAUGGAUUUGGUGUUCCAAUUCCAAAUCGCUAA